This is a messenger RNA of Chelmon rostratus (copperband butterflyfish), 944 nucleotides long. It is a transcript of the gene tmem97, whose product is annotated as transmembrane protein 97. Lineage: Eukaryota; Metazoa; Chordata; Actinopteri; Chaetodontiformes; Chaetodontidae. The coding region runs from base 239 to 775 and encodes 178 amino acids. Gene Ontology annotation, cellular component: endoplasmic reticulum. The record is from RefSeq and is a predicted model, not a curated record. The transcript has 3 exons.
CGGAGUUUCCAUCUCAUCUGCACGAACUGUAUCUUUGAACGAUACCGACAUUUUCGAGGAGCACCUAAAGCAGCAUGUCCAAUACCGCCCCUGCGGUGUUGAACGAUGCCACCGGGAACGCCCCCAUCUCCCUCUGCGAGCCAAUGGGAUUCAUCCUGGGAACACGCGUUUCUCCACGCUACUCAGUGUCCGUCCUUCCUGCUGUCACAUCUGUGUCGGUAAUGCUGGGAAGGAAAUCAUGGCCAUCCGUGUGUUAGAGCUGAUUUUUUUCUUCUACUUUGCUUCUCACAUUCCAAUCACAUUAUUUAUUGACUUACAGGCCCUGCUACCUGGAUAUGUGUUUCCUCAGCCGCUGAGAGAUCUUCUGAGGUGGUAUGCACGGGAGUUCAAAGAUCCUAUGGUGAUGGACCCUCCGGAGUGGUUCAAGGCUUUCGUUUGCUGCGAGGCCUUGUUUCAGAUGCCUUUCUUUCCCAUUGCAGCCUAUGCUUUCCUGAAAGGUGGCUGUAAGUGGAUCAGGACUCCUGCCAUCCUGUAUUCUGCACAUGUGGCCACCACUCUGCUCCCCAUCCUAGGUCACAUCCUGUUCUACCAGUUUCCUGUGGAACCCCACCCUGGUCCUAAGACCCUGCAGGAGCGCUGGCUGCUGGUCUCCAUAUAUGCUCCAUACCUGCUGGUGCCUUUGCUGCUUCUCUUCACCAUGCUGUUCUCUUCCACAUACAACUCUGCCUCCACCAAGUGUGGAGGCACAUCAGUCAACACCAAGAAGAAGAACUGACUCAUAACCAGACCACAGCUAUCUCUCUGAAUGCACCUUUGUACCUGAUAUGCGUACAGUAUAUCUGAGAGACUGUGUGAGGCUGACUCACACAGUCAGACUCACUUCAAACAAUGUCAUUUGAAGGAAAUUGUCAUUAUUAAACCAGCCAGAAUGAACAUAAUGUCAC